Molecule: messenger RNA, 2557 nt
Organism: Capsella rubella
Lineage: Eukaryota; Viridiplantae; Streptophyta; Magnoliopsida; Brassicales; Brassicaceae
Product: DNA cross-link repair 1A protein
Exons: 10
Coding region: 108-2342 (744 amino acids)
Biological process (GO): interstrand cross-link repair; protection from non-homologous end joining at telomere; double-strand break repair via nonhomologous end joining
Molecular function (GO): damaged DNA binding; 5'-3' DNA exonuclease activity; protein binding
Source: RefSeq, a predicted model, not a curated record
GAAGUCGGAACGUCGUCGUCUCCUCCUCUCUCUCUCUCUCUCUCUUCUGUAGUAAGUAGUAACACACUCAAACGAAUCGCUCCAUCUCUUUCGACUCGCCGGAACUUAUGUGGAACACCGGCGAUUCUGACGAUGACGACUUCCAAAUCCCUCCUUCCUCACAGCUUUCGAUUCGAAAACCUCUUCAACCUGCCAACGCUACCAACAUCUCUCACCUCCCUCCGAACAAGAAGCCCAGACUCAGCCGUUAUCCGGGAAAGGAGAAUGUGACUCCGCCUCCGUCUCCGUCUCCUGAAUCUAGCUCCGACCCGUCUGGUAAUUAUGGUACGGAUCUGCUCUACUCCUCUUCCUCCACUCCAGACUGUAGCUUAGAUUGUAUACCGUCGAGUGUUGAUUGCUCUAUCGGAGACUUCAGUGCUCCAAUUUGUUCCCUCGUUGAAGACGGCCAAGUUUUAGUUGAUAAAUUGGAAAACGAUGACUGUUUUAAGGCGAAUCGUGAGGGCUACUUGUGCAAUUCCAUGGAGGCUAGGUUAUCGAAGUCGAGGAUUCGUCUUGGGAUUGAUAGUGGAAUCCAUGAGGAUGAAAGUUUUGUUGAGUCCGACUCUGAGCUUGACGUCUUGUUAAAGCUUUGCUCUGAGUCUGAGGGUAACAGUGGAGAGUGUAGUUUAAGCAAGGAUGAUUUGAUUCAGUGUCCACUGUGUUCGAUGGAUAUUUCAGCUUUGGGUGAAGAGCAGAGGCAAGUUCAUACCAAUAAGUGUCUUGACAAUUCAGAUAACCAUGCUCCUGAGCAACUGCAAGACUCUCUGAAGAAAUGUGAUAAGUCAUCUUCUCUUAUUGAAGAAUCUAUUGAUGAUCCAGUUCAGCUUCCCCAGCUAGUUACUGACCUGUCUCCAGUGCUUAAAUGGCUUCGGAGUCUAGGUUUAGCUAAAUAUGAAGAUGUUUUUAUUCGCGAAGAGAUCGACUGGGAUACCCUUCAUUCACUCACUGAGGAGGAUCUUCUAAGCAUAGGUAUCACAUCACUUGGUCCCAGAAAGAAGAUUGUGAAUGCACUUAGUGGACUUAGAGAAGUAGAUGCGUCUUCAGCUGAAGAAGCACAGGCGCAGCGUCAUUGUACAAGUUCCCAUAUUACAGGGAGACAUGAGGACAAGACAACCAAUCGUAAGGCAAGUGUGCCCAAAAAACCAACUGCAAAUAAGUUGAUUACAGAAUUUUUCCCUGGUCAAGCUACCGAGGGCACAAAGAUUCGGAAGGCCCCUAAAGAUCCUGUGGCAGAAAAGAGUCCACCAGAUUCGAGCUCAAGACGUGCUGUGAGAAGAAAUGGCAACAAUGGAAAAUCUAAAGUCAUUCCACGGUGGAAUUGCAUUCCGGGGACACCUUUUCGAGUGGACGCAUUCAAAUACCUAACACGUGAAUGUUCCCACUGGUUUCUUACACACUUUCACCUUGAUCAUUAUCAAGGUCUGACAAAGUCAUUUAAUCAUGGGAAGAUAUACUGUUCCCUAGUUACCGCGAAGUUGGUAAAUAUGAAGAUUGGGAUCCCAUGGGAGAGACUACAUGUCCUGGACCUUGGCCAGAAAGUUAACAUUGCAGGCAUUGAUGUGACCUGCUUUGAUGCAAACCAUUGUCCGGGAUCCAUCAUUAUGCUCUUUGAACCAGCCAACGGUAAGGCUGUUCUACAUACGGGUGAUUUCCGCUAUAGUGAAGAGAUGUCAAAUUGGUUGAUUGGAUCGCAUAUCAGCUCUCUUAUUCUUGAUACUACAUACUGUAACCCCCAGUAUGACUUUCCAAAGCAAGAGGCGGUAAUACAGUUUGUUGUUGAGGCUAUUCAAGCAGAAGCAUUUAAUCCCAAGGCCCUUUUCUUAAUUGGAAGCUACACCAUUGGGAAAGAGAGGCUGUUCUUGGAAGUUGCACGUGUGCUACGGGAAAAGAUAUACAUCAAUCCCUCAAAACUAAAACUCCUCGAGUGCUUGGGAUUCUCAAAGGAAGAUAUGCAGUGGUUUACAGUGAAGGAAGAGGAGAGCCACAUUCAUGUUGUGCCCUUGUGGACGCUUGCCAGUUUCAAACGGAUGAAGCAUAUAGCUAACCGAUACACAAACCGUUACAGCCUUAUUGUUGCAUUUUCUCCAACUGGUUGGACAUCUGGGAAGACUAAAAAGAAGUCCCCAGGAAGAAGGUUGCAACAGGGUACAAUAAUAAGGUACGAGGUUCCUUACAGUGAGCAUAGCAGCUUCACGGAGCUAAAAGAGUUUGUGCAAAAAGUGUCGCCUGAAGUUAUCAUACCGAGUGUUAACAACGAAGGACCCGACUCUGCAGCUGCAAUGGUGUCUUUGUUGGUUUCGUAGAACUGUGUUUUACAUCUGCGACAAGCUCAAGUUUGCAUAAAAGGCAGCCUCCUUGGCUACCAAUUGAGCAGAGGCAGAGCCGUCAAAGGUCUAGAGCAAAAAUUGAAAUAUCAUGUUCUAUCUAAUUGUAGUUAUGUAACCACAUAUUAUGUUGUGUUUUUCUUUUUCUUCACGGACUCCAAAUGUAAUUGUUAAAUCAACUUCUUUGUUUUUUA